AAUGGCUUUACAGGAGAGGCCUAUCCAACUUCUAAACCAUUAACGGACAGUUCUUUGAGUUGUAUUCUUGAUUGAUUAGUGAGUUAAGCAUCUAACGAGUAUAAAGUCUGUGAUUGUAGUCCCGCCAGUUUCGAUCUCUUCUUCUGAUUUUCUUUUGUUUGUUUGGAAUCAAAAGAAAGGGAAAGAAAAUCAAAGAAAGUGAUUGAUUUUCUUAUUGGUAUUACUGAGGAGGUUCAGGUCGUAUGAUGUUGUGUGGUGUAUUAAAAGAUCAAAUUCAGAAUUGGCUUCGCGAUUAUGAUAGGCUACAAUACUUGGCUGUCAUCCUCAUUUACAUUCAGAUUGGCUGCGCGUUGAUUGGAUCACUUGGGGCAUCGUACAACGGUGUGUUGCUCGUCAAUUUGGGAAUUGCUUUGUUUGCGCUGGUCGCUAUAGAGAGUAGCAGUCAGAGUUUGGGUCGGACCUACGCCGUUCUUCUCUUUUGUUCUAUUCUGCUUGAUAUUUCUUGGUUCAUUCUUUUCGCUCGUGACAUUUGGAACAUUUCUUCAGAGAAGUAUGGGAUGUUCUUUAUCUUUUCAGUGAAACUCACCUUAGCGAUGCAAAUUGUUGGAUUUUCUGUGAGGUUGUCAUCCUCAUUGUUGUGGAUUCAGAUUUACAGAUUGGGAGUUUCCUAUGUAGAAAGCAGUGGUCCUCGAGAAGCAGAUUUUGAUUUAAGAAAUAGCUUCCUCAGUCCUGUAACUCCAGCUGCAGCAAGAGAAAGCUCAGAUUCUGAUGUUGCUUUAGGGGGCUCCGUUUAUUAUCCAGCUUAUUACUCACCACUGUUUGAAGAUGGUCGGAACAAUGGAUACCUACAUUUGGAUCAAAGUUCCAGUAUUGACAAUGGGUCCACUUCUAGUGCUGAAAUUUCUCAGUUGAAGGUGUCCAUGGGUAGAUCUUUCCAGACAAUAGAUAUCUCCAGGCUCCUAAAUGGUGAUUAUGGGUUUGAGAGGACCAUUUGUGUCAGUAUUAUGGACUUUGGAGUUUCAACUUCAGAUAGUCUGCUGCUGCUUUUGCAAAAGGAAAUGGAUUUAAAGUCAUCAUUCUAGUUAAUUAACUGCGAUUCAAUAGUCAUUAAUGGGUUUCCACAUUGAUUAAUAAGUGUCAACAUAAUGUAUUAAAUUGUUGGCUGUCACUGGGAAUUUUCACAGCAUCUUCAUUAGUCUGGUAUUAUUUCUAAUGCAUGCAUUGCUUCUAACUAGUUUAGCCCUUGCAGGAGGAAAAUGCCACAGGCGAGCCUCAGACCGUCUGAAUUAGAUUCUCGUAUUUCUGAAAUAUCAGGUUUUUGAAGUCACUCCCCAUAGUGUUACCAUUUCGAGGAUGAAUUCUUUGAUGAGGCCAGUCGUGUACAGGAAUGGUACUUGUACAGUUUUUGUUCUUGACAUUUUCCCCAAGAUGAUAGCUUCCAAUCUCCGAGUUACAAGAAAUGCAUGUUCAGUCUCUGCAAGAGUAUGACAGUAAUAUCGAGGUUCUGCCAUUUUUGCCAUUUUUGCUAUUUGAGUGAGCAUUAUGCAAUAUUAAGCCGAGGAUGCUAUGUGCAGGUCUGUCGAAGCUCUGAAUUUGGUGCAAUCUCAAAAUAUGUAAACCUAUCAUGCAGGCAGACUGUUCAGUUUGGCAUUUGGUGCACUCAAAUUGGCCUGUUUAUCUCUGGGUCCAAAUGUCAUUGACAUUCUUGUUUUGAAGAGUUUCUGAAAUUUGAUCAUACCCUUUUUAGAUUACAAACUCUUGAGUCAGUUUUCCUCGAUGCUUAUUCUUUUUUUUUUUUCUUUCUUUCUUUCUUUUCAUUUUUUAAACCUGAUAUUUGAUUAAAUUGAAUGAGAAUAGUUUGGAUUAAAUUGGUGUUUGCUCCAA
This is a messenger RNA of Manihot esculenta (cassava), 1884 nucleotides long. RefSeq lists its product as uncharacterized. NCBI's taxonomy places the organism in Eukaryota, Viridiplantae, Streptophyta, Magnoliopsida, Malpighiales, Euphorbiaceae. The transcript is spliced from 5 exons. The coding region runs from base 243 to 1082 and encodes 279 amino acids. The record is from RefSeq and is a predicted model, not a curated record.